CAGAGCGGCCGGGAAGCGGGGUGCCGGUGGGCGCCUGAGCGCGCUGUUGGCCUGCGCGGCGCCCGCUGCGGCACGGGCGGGGGAGGCGCAGCGUCGGCCGCACCCUGCUGGCCUGGCGGGCUCUGGGCCGCGGUGCCCGGGCCUCCGUCGUGUCUGCGCAGGCGCCGCCGCGGGAGCAGGUCGGCCUUGCCAGCCCCUCGUCCGCGGCUGGCGAGAGGAUGAGCACGCGGCCCAGACCCGAAGACGCACCGCUUGCCCUCGUUUCCCUUGGCGCCGCCCGGGCCCCCAGACUGUUCCAGGGGCGCAGUUCCUCGCACCUCCCAGGCCCCAGGCUGAAACCCGCCAGUCGGUAGUGGAAGAGUCAAUGUAGUAUUCCGCUCGCGGGUGGGGUCUUCGUCCUCGAAAGGAAGCUUUCUCUGCUCCUACACUGUGUCAUACUUACCCCAGCAGGUGGUACUUGCAAAUCGAAAUUCGACGUUUUUAGGCCAUUUUGGUUGCAAAACUAAAUCACAACAGCCUCAGUGGCUGUAGGUCGGGUUAUACGGGGUUGCCUCAUAGGGUUUUAUUUAGUUCCUGUCCUUGUGGAAUUAAAUGCAAUCAUCUGUCAUCACUUUUAGCAAUAGCUACUCUUUUUUGAGUGCUGUGCGUGAGAUGCUUUUCAAGUAUUAUCUCUAAUUACUGCAACACUAGAAGAUAAUAUCCUGUACCAUUUACAGUUAGAACGGAGGCUCAGAAUACUAACUUUUUCAAAGCAAGUGGUACAAGGAGUCUGAAGAAGAGUUCAAAUGGAAGGUCCUAAGUAUAGGUCAUUUCCACCGGCCCAUACUGCCCUGGACAAGACCCUGGAGUAUCAAGGAGUAAAGAUGCUAAUAGAGGAUCCGAUUACCACUUGUCUUUCUCCCUCAGUCUAUGAUAUGAUCUGUAAACUCGGGUUUGAAGUCAGAGAAAGUUGUGAUAUCAAUCGCAUUGUAACUCAGAGGGGUGAAGUAUGCUGGCAGACCAUCACAGCCUGUGUGACUUACACACAAUCAGCCCAGAGUCUGGAUUACCGGGGCACCGUGCUGCUGCUGGGCCCCGUGUGUGAGGCCGUCCACCGACAUUUGUUAUCUCUGACCAAGGGGCAGUUUGACAUGCGAUACACGCCGUGGCUGCAGUGGACAGCUUUUCCAGAGUUAUUUCCUGAAAUAUUUGAUGCUUUGGGAAGCCCUCAAUGUCCCGCUGUUCCUCUUAGCUUAAUGAAACUGACGGCAUGUCUAGAACGGGCUUUGGGUGAUGUGUAUUUACUGAAUGGGAAGGAAUGCCCCUUUCUUUUGAGAGAUCUGCUUGCGUCUGAGGAGCUUGCCGAGGUCUUUGGUCGGUCUGUGAUGGACGUGCUGAAAGUCUUCGUCGGAUCUCCACGUGGACUCAACCUGCGUAAUACCCUAUGGCACGGCUUUGCCUCCCCUCAUGAGAUCCCCCCAAAGUACUGUUCAAUGAUGGUACUGUUGACCGUGGGAUUGGGCCAGCUGCUGAGGAGUUACUUGCAACAAGCUAAACUUGUGUUGGCACACCGACCUUUCAUCGUUCUCACAAACCUUGAGGAUCUGGCCGUUUUCCCUGACGUUACUUCUGAGGUACUUUCAGUGUUAGAAGAGGUGAUGAAGAAAUCCACUUUCAUAUUAAAGGUCAUGUUGCCGUACUGGGAAGCUGCAUUAAUCGGGUUCAGGUCACACAGGUUUGCCGACUGUGCCAUGUUGUUACUGACACAGUUAGAGACGGGACUCAGGAGAGUUUUUGCUGCUGUUAACCAAUGUCCAAAAAGUCUUCUGACCGCUGAGUCCACGGCUCUUUAUACCACCUUCGACGAAAUAUUGGCAAAACACUUGGAUGAUGGUAAAAUCAAUCAGCUUCCUCUUUUCCUUGGAGAGCCUGCAAUGGAGUUUCUUUGGGAUUUCCUAAACCAUCAGGAGGGCCCCCGUAUAAGAGACCAUUUAAGCCAUGGGGAAAUCAACUUACCUGAAUUUCCGAAAGAGGCAGCAAACCAAUUGCUUGCAUUUUCCGUUGUACUUCUACUCAGAUUCACUGAUGAAGAUCUGUCGGCAGCCCUUAAGGAAAAAGCAGCGAUAAAGUCACUGGUUGGUCUUGCGGAGGGUUACCACGCCCACUUCCACCCAGUUGCUCAGCUUAAAAAACAGGUGCUGAGCUGUGAGAAGAGCAUCAGGGUUUGGCCCCUCCUGCCUUUGCCUGAAGAGGCCGAGGAGGCAGCCAGAUUAGAAGGUACUUCUGAAACACAGGCCUGCGAGGCUUUAAUCACAGAAAUCCUGAGAGCCCUGCCCCGCCACUUGCCCGAGAGCCGUGGUGUUGUCAGCGACCGGGACAGUCUUCCCGCCGAGAGGUGGCCCCAGGUGAUCCAAGAACUCUGCGGCACCCCUGUCCCAACUCUCUUCUGUCCCAGAACCGUUCUGGAGGUGCUCACCGUGCUCCGAAACAUCAGCGCACACUGCGCCCGCGUGUCUAGCCAGGUCGCUGCCUCUGUGGAGCUGAGACACCAGCAGUGGGUGGAAAGGAGACUGCGCUCCCGGCAGAGGCAGACCUACCUGCACAUGCUCACUAGUAUUAAGCUUCUGUCUCCUGUGCUUUACCUGAUUUUAUUGCUGAUUGCCCUGGAAUUGGUCAACAUUCAUGUGGUUCAUGGAAAAAAUACUUACGAAUAUCAACAGUAUCUAAAGUUCUUAAAGUCGAUCUUGCAGUACACGGAGAACCUGGUGACUUACACCAGCCAGCAGAAGAACAAGUGGAAUGAAACUAUCAGUCUUACACGUACAGCUCUGUUGAAAAUUUGGACUUUCAGUGAGAAGAAACAAUUGUUAAUACAUUUAGCCAAGAAAUCCGCAAGUAAAGAAGGCUUAUGAAAACACUUAGAAGUCAAGAUGCUUUUGGCUACAUCUGAAAGCUCAGCCUGAAUAGGCUUUACCAGCAUGGAAAUUGAAAAGCCAAAGGUAGGGUGGAUUGCAGGCUCUGAUUGGUCAGGGAUCAAGUUCCGUUUCUCUGCAGUUUUCUGAAUUGCUGUUCCCGCGUUUGUGUGAACCUUAGGCUGGGUCCCUUCCUGGGACCAAAUGGCCGCAGCAUUUUGGCCACCAUGACACAGUGUCCAGGGGGAGCUUUAUACCCACAUGUCACCCAGGAAACUCUUGAAAACGGUCACUGUGGCCAGGUCCCCCUGCCCCCUGUCUUCACUGGCCAAACUGGGUAGGCUCCCCUCCUGAGCCACCACUGGGGCACAGAGAAAGAACGUGGGCCAGUCCGGCCUCAUCCCUGGAGCUGAGAGCAAGGUUGGAUGGUCCAGAUCCUAUGGGACAGAGUUGGGGAGGAAGGUAUGGUGGGCAGACGGUGCCAGGCAGCAGGUGUGCCCAUCUGUGUGUGGCCGGGAGAGCAGGAGCCCUGGCACGUGUCUGGGUAGGAGGGUCUCGUGUAGGAGCGAGGAGAGCUGGAGGACUGAGGGUCAAGGGUGCAGUCGCCCCAGUCCUGCUCGGAGAGCUGAAGUCUGAUUCUCGAGGGCUCUCUAGGCCACUGCAGUUGUCUGGAGCAUCCAUCAGCCGGCAGCUCUCACACCCACUGUGAGGCCGUCCCCAGCCUCAGGUCUGCAUGUGCGCUAGGCCUCGCACAGUGACUCGUGGCCUCUCCACCGUCCCUGCCUCCCGGCAGGUCCUAGCCCAUGUUCUAGUCCAAGGAACGGUGCCCACCCUGUGUGUUUCGGGCUUCUCUGCUGUCCGAGAGCAGUGCCGAGGCGGUCUCAAAGGGAAGGGUGGUGCUGUGGGAAGACAGACAUUCCAUCACAUUCCGUCCAUCCCUUUGUCAACUCAGCACCCAGCACCCCUUUUAAACCAAACUCCAGGUAAGGACAGCGAGCACCGGGCUUCUGCCCCUGCGACGCGGCCUUCUCUGGUGCAGGUGUAGACCCCAGAGCCCCCGCGUCUGGGCUUCUGCCCAUGACAUGUUCUUUUCCAGCAGUCACACCCUCCCUUGGACAUACUCUAAAUUAAACGAUAAUUUAUGGUAUUAGCCCCUCUAAAUCCUCCUGAUGUUAGAGCUGCAAUGAAAAAGGGAAAAUAAAAGAAUUGAUAUAUUUACCAAGCACAUGAAGAGAAAGGUGGAACUCCUGUGCACCUGCUUUUGCACCUGGUGAGCUGGCAGAUGUUGGUAUUAAAAAUUCCCUUUUCUACAACUCAUCCCGUGUUCCUCUGCCCUCAGCCACUCACUUCUGUUGGUGGUGGUGCCUCAGCUGGUGGGUUGACCCAGACUUCAUUCCUGAGAGUCGCCCUCCAAGACGUCUUCCUGGUUUGAGCAACUCGUUUUCCAUUGGUUCUGAUUUCUGGAAAUGGGAAUUCUAGGAGGUUCCCCAGAGGAUCUCUUAAAUUCCAGACACACACAUGCCUGCCCCUGUCUGGCAGUAGGCUUGUCCCCGAGGGAGUGGGGAGCAGUGACCUAAGCCAUGACAGUCAACGGCUUUGCCUUUUGGUUCAUUGGCAUGAGGCGUCCAGUACAGCCGGGUGGCCUCUCAGCCUGCAGGCCAAUGGGACACUUGUGUCCCUGUGUGGAGCAGAUCUCCCUUAGGAACAGAUAUUCACACCAGCGGAGCCCCAAAUCCUGAGAUCUCGUGAGCCCUCCCUGCGUCACAUGCUUCCUCCAGCUGUGUGUCCUGGCGUGGGAAAGACCACGCUGCCGGAUACUGAGGGCAGUUCAGGGCACGAGGCACCGCCACAAGCUGGCAUCCCGACCGGAGGCCCCCCGCCGUGUUGUCCGGCUGGCUGCGUGGGAGUGCGGAGUCCGUGCCGUGGUGGGGACAUUGCCAGACAUCCGGGGGAGACGGACCUCUUAGAAGCAGUGCUGUCAGAACCACGGCAGCGAGUAAGGCUUUCUGGGAGCCACUAACAGGCACGGAAAGGUCACGGACGUCCACAGACAGGUCGUCAUGUCCCUGAACUCCAGGGGUGAGCUCCCACACGGGAGGUGGCAUCUGCAUGUUGCUCCUCUCAGGAGCUCCAGCCGCUUCCCCUUCCUCGGCCCUUAUCCACAGCCAAGAUCCCACCUGCCACUGAUUUUCAGUCCUGACUGUCACUGCCCGGUUUCCGGAGGCCCGUCGUCCGGGCCGUUGCACUCUCCAGGUAACGUGGACAAUGACACGCGGUGCUUGACCUGCGGCCCCCUCCCACACUGCUCUCAGGGUCGCCCUUGGGGCCCUCGUGCCACCAAUCUUCACCUUUAGGUGAUACCAGCCUUAUUCUUCAGAAAUCAAGUAGAACUUUUUUACAGGUGGGGCACCUGGGGGGCUCAGGCAGUGAGCAUCCGACUCUUGGUUUCGGCUCAGGUCAUGAUCUCA
Messenger RNA from Neomonachus schauinslandi (Hawaiian monk seal), 5359 nucleotides. It is a transcript of the gene ERMARD, whose product is annotated as ER membrane associated RNA degradation. Bases 786 to 2891 code for a protein of 701 amino acids. The transcript has 18 exons. NCBI's taxonomy places the organism in Eukaryota, Metazoa, Chordata, Mammalia, Carnivora, Phocidae. The record is from RefSeq and is a predicted model, not a curated record.